Paraglomus occultum is the source of this 520-nucleotide messenger RNA. NCBI's taxonomy places the organism in Eukaryota, Fungi, Glomeromycota, Glomeromycetes, Paraglomerales, Paraglomeraceae. The record is from the annotation of a GenBank genome assembly.
CGCGUUUGCGCAAACUACUGUUACUGAAUACGUCCCGUCAGGGUCUACGACUAUUUAUACUACUAUUACUCCGUCGCCCCAGCAGGAGUCUUCGGGAAGUGAAUCGGGAACGUCAACCACUACAGAAUAUACGAACGCUACCACCACUGCCACCGAAUACACUAAUACUACGUAUACCACAACUACGGUGACUCCAUCGACCACGGUAACCCUUGUGGAGACUCCGACUGUUACGGAGACUAGUUACACUACGAUUACCGUCACUCCCACCACCGUGACCGCUACACAGACGGCUAGUUAUAACGUCACCGAGACCGAAUACACUUCCAGUCCUACAACUACGGUUUUAUACACAACUGUCACGAAGAGCGAGACGGACGGAACAUCAGCUACCGCUACUGCUCGCAGAUUUGCGGUGAGGGAUGCUGAUACCAAUGGUGCCGCUGUUGUGCACCGCAAUCAGUACGAGACAGUAGCCAUCAGCUUGCUUACCACUGUCGUUUUGGCAUUAGUUGGUGCU